Messenger RNA from Medioppia subpectinata, 879 nucleotides. NCBI's taxonomy places the organism in Eukaryota, Metazoa, Arthropoda, Arachnida, Sarcoptiformes, Oppiidae. The record is from the annotation of a GenBank genome assembly.
AUGUCGUCAAAAAAGCCAAAUAAUAGCAAAUCUGCGGCCAAUAAGAGCUCGAAAAGGGCACAGAGUUUAGCGGCCGAUAACCGGAACGGCUCUCUUAGAAGUGCCGAUUACGACGAGCUCAGCACAGAUGGGCUCAAACCCGAGCCCUUAGACCCCGAAAAGUACGAGACCUUCAGACGUAUUGCCAGCGCUGAAGAGAGCGAAGAAUUAGACACGUUUUACAACGCGUCGAGCGAUGAGGGCUAUGACAUGACCCACGAGACCGGUAAUGAUCUCUCGGCAAUGGAUCCCAUAAGACGUGAACAAAUACAGGAGGAAUGGAGGCUAGAGUUGGCCAAAACUGAAGAGGAGAUCCAAACGCUGCGACAGGUGUUGACAUCGAAAGUGCAGAGAUCUCACGAACUGAAGAGAAAGCUGGGGAUCACUGUUUGGAAGGAGUUCCGGGAAGACAUGGAACAGGGCAUCAAAAACAUUCAGGAGACCACAGCAUAUAAAGAUACGUCCGAUAAGUUGGUCGAAUGGAAUAACGCGGUACAAAGUGCCCCCAUCUCAGGAUUGGGCCUAUUCUCAGCCCCGGCUUAUCAGAAGACGUCUGAAGCGAUGAAGUCGGCCACAGAGAAGACCACUUCAGUGUUUGGAUCGUUUGGCGGAAGUGUUUCCCGAAAGUUGGGUGAAGUGAAGAACUCCAAUGCCUUCAAGUCCUUCGAGGAAAGGGUCGGCUCAGCCGUCACUACUGUUAAGAGCAAAAUGUCGACCUCUCGGAGCAAUAGCACCAAUAGUUUCGAAGACGCGCUCAACAGUACUGAACGCAAGUCCUCUUUGAACGCCACGACACCAAUCACUUCGCCAACUAUUCCUGAGGACAGACCCAUCUCUUAA